Molecule: messenger RNA, 662 nt
Organism: Ostrinia furnacalis (Asian corn borer)
Lineage: Eukaryota; Metazoa; Arthropoda; Insecta; Lepidoptera; Crambidae
Gene: mRpL21
Product: mitochondrial ribosomal protein L21
Exons: 2
Coding region: 82-615 (177 amino acids)
Cellular component (GO): mitochondrial large ribosomal subunit; ribosome
Molecular function (GO): structural constituent of ribosome
Source: RefSeq, a predicted model, not a curated record
GUCUGCUGCAGUGCCUGCAGUUGCUGAACUAUGAAUUUUUAUUAAAACUAACAUUAAAUCCCUUAUAAUAUUGUUUGAAUAAUGUCUGUAAUCAGAGCAGGAUUACAGAAAAUUACCAAUGUUCUCAGAAAUGGACCAGGAGGGAUUUUGUCUAGAUUUAUAACUAAUAUCGCACCAGUUGAAAGCAAAUCAGAGGCUGAAACAACAAAAGAUGUUAUAGCAACAUGCAAUAAACUGAUAGAAGAUAAAGCAUCACGAAACUUCGCAGUAGUACAUCUUUUGGGAAAGCAAUGGAGAGUUACUGAUGGAGAUUUACUAGUGCUUGAAGGAUACUGGCCACCUAACAUAGGUGACCAAAUAAAAUUGGAAAAGGUACUGGUUGCUGGAACUAAAGACUUUUCCCUUAUUGGCCGACCUCUUGUCCAGCCUGGUUUAGUAAACAUCACUGCAACAGUUAUCUCCAAGGGCCUAUCUCACACACGUACACACUUCAAGAAGAAGAGGAGGAAGCAGUUCAUGCGCAUCAACUUCCAAAGAGCUCAACAGACUAUGCUAAGGAUUAACUCAGUUGAAAUUGCUAGCAAGAUCAAUGAACCUGCCAAUAAUGAAUUUUAAUAAUCAUAUUUGGAAAGUAGAUAAUAAAUAGAUUUUAAUAUUUGAAA